Molecule: messenger RNA, 416 nt
Organism: Rhizopus microsporus ATCC 52813
Lineage: Eukaryota; Fungi; Mucoromycota; Mucoromycetes; Mucorales; Rhizopodaceae
Exons: 1
Coding region: 25-240 (71 amino acids)
Source: RefSeq, a predicted model, not a curated record
GUAGUAUUUCCCCAACUAAAAAAAAUGGGUAAUCGUGUUGGUUUGAUUUUUAAAAACAACAGCCUUGAAUACGUUUGUCAAGAAGACAAUAACUUAGAAGAUAAUACGAAAGUUCUAGAGGGACAUCAUUUCAAAGUUGCAAAAGAGAUGAAGGACAUGCUUUGGUCUUUGAUAAAGUUUUCUGAUUUUGCUCCUGAAAAAAUCAAAAAAGCUUGUCUCGAUUGGCAUCACCACGUCUAAAUUCAAGGCCUAUUUUUUGAUGUAGUAUACCAAUUUAUGAAAUAUCACUAUAGCUCCACUUGAAGUGAUCUUGUUUGCUUCCGCACUCCUCUCCCUGUUUUCUUCUUGGUUUGUCUCUUUGUUUCUUCAUUUCUCACUCAAGAAGAUAAAAAAAAGCUUUUAUCAUUACUGUAUUU